Molecule: messenger RNA, 4668 nt
Organism: Naegleria gruberi
Lineage: Eukaryota; Heterolobosea; Eutetramitea; Acrasida; Naegleriidae
Exons: 4
Coding region: 1-4668 (1555 amino acids)
Biological process (GO): protein phosphorylation
Molecular function (GO): protein binding; protein kinase activity; ATP binding
Source: RefSeq, a predicted model, not a curated record
AUGAAGCAACACCUUCCUUUCCAAUCCGUCAUUGCCUUAGUGUUGUUAGCUUGUUGCUUUUUCACACAAUUCCUACUAAGGGAAUCCUUUGGUCAAACAACACCAAAAUACUCACUGAGUGAUGUAACCAAACCUCACAAACAGAAUGUAUUCAGUGGUUUAGGAGCUGUCCAUGUUACUAAUGAAGGACACAUUUAUUUUGAAUGUGAUACCGUGGAUGAUAGUUUCAUUGCUAAAAUAGAUGCAGUAUCAAAAAAGAUGACACUCCUCAAGAAGCCAUUCAUUUGUUCAUUAUACGUGAAUGUUAAAAGUGGUGUUGUUUAUUGUUCCGAUUCCACUUCCAUAAGUAUUAUCAAUGAAAAAGUUGAGGCUAAUUAUACAGUAAUUGUCGGAAUCAAAGAUGAAUCAGGAUAUAGUGGUGAUGGAGGAGAUGCAAGAGAAGCUCUCUUUGAUGGGAUCUAUUCAAUGUUCAUUGAUAAAGAUGGAAUUAUGUACAUUGCAGAUGGGUAUAAUGAUGCAAUUAGAAAAGUAGAGAAUGGUAUUGUCAGCACCUACAUUUCAACAUCAUCAAAUGUUUUGGAUGUCUAUGUGGAUGAUGAUGGUGUCGUUUAUUAUUUCAAAUUUAAAGAUAUUGAUGUGAAAUCACUUUGUAGAUGGACCAUUGAUAAUGGUGAAGAGCUGUUGGUAGAAAAUUUAGAUUUUACUCAUCCAGGACUGUUGAGAGUGGAUAAUUACUUGCUAUACGUGGAUACUAAAGAGCUUUCUUCGACAAUAAGGAAAAUGGAUUUGAGAAAUGGAAAUAUUUCAAGAUUUGUUGGAAAUGGUAAACAGGCUAGUUUGGAAGCAACCACUUUUGGAGAUGGUGGAAAGGCAAGUGAUGCUGAAUUCAUUGCCAUAAAUCAGUAUUUUGGUAUUCAUAAUGGUUUCAUGUACGUUAGCGAUUUUGGACUGAAAACAAUUAGAAAAAUUUCAAUGAUUGAUGAAACAAUAUCAUUGAUCUUGUUUAUUAAUUAUGAUGGAGCUGUUAUUGGUCCAUUUAUUGAUGGAUACAAUUCUAGUGAGACAACACUUCAUUCUCCAACUGGAAUAGUUCUGGAUCAGCAAAGUGGAAACCUUUACGUUUCUGACUAUGGAGCUGUACGAAAAAUCUCAGCAAACAACAAACUUGAAAUGAUAGCCCCAGAGAAGGAGUUGAAUUUCAUUGAUACCUAUCAACCUUUUGCUCUCAAUCCAGUUUCAGUCUCAACCAAUAACAGUGAUCUAUAUGUUGUCUCAUCAAAGGGUUUCAUUCACAAAUAUAAUGGAAGCAUUUCAACAAUGUUUGCAGGUCCAAUAACAGCAUCCAGGCUUUUACAGCAACACAAAGAUCAACUAGUUCUAAACUCUCCAAAGGGAAUUUUUGCAACAACUAGUUAUGUAUACAUUUCUGAUUCUGGAAAUCAUAGAAUUAUUAAGGUUCACAGAACUAGUGGUGUGGUAAUUGGUGUUGCUGGAUGUGGAACUUCUGGAUUUGAUGGUGAUGGUGGUUUAGCAACAUUGGCCAAGCUUAAUUCUCCAACUGGAAUCUAUUUGGAUAAUAAUGUGCUCUAUGUUGCCGAUACCAAUAAUCAUAGAAUUAGAGCUGUCAACAUAACAUCUGGAAUCAUCCAAACCAUUGCAGGAAAUGGAAUACAAGGUUACAAUGGAGACAAUAUUAAUGCCCUUACUGCUCAAUUGAAUUCUCCAACCUAUCUCCAAGUCAAUUAUUAUCAUGAAUUGUUUUUUUCUGAUACUUUCAAUAAUAGAUUAAGACAAAUUACUCUUAGUACUGGUAUUAUUCAAACCAUUGCUGGAAGUGGUGUAAAGGGAUUCAAUGGUGAUGGGCCAGCUCUCUCCACUCAUUUGGACACACCUAUGGGAUUCUCUCUCAAUUCAGAUUGGAUUAUCUAUUUUGCAGACUCUGGAAAUAAUCGUAUUAGAUAUGUUGAUCUACAACCACUUUUUAAUGAUCCAGUAACUGUAACUACGCAUAGUGGUAGUGGAGCUAAGGGUUACACAGAUGAUUUUAAUUUACCAAAUGCAAUUUACAAUACACCAACUUGUGUUUCGAGUGUAAACUCAGUUGGAUCUGCUUUAACUGAUAUCCACAUUACUGAUUCCCAAUCUCAUAGAAUUAGAUUUGCUGUCCUUUCGUCCACUUAUUCAGUUGUUGGUAAUGGUUUUGCAGGUUAUAAUUAUUUCGAAGGAAACAUUACAGGUUCUAAUGUCAAAUUGAAUAAUCCACAAUGUACCUUCUUUGACCAUUCCAAAUCUAUUUUAUUUAUUGCUGAUUCAGGUAACAAUAGAAUAUUGGAAAGUCAAAUUGAAGGAAAGUGGGUAAAGAAAUUUGCUGGAGGAAUUGGCGACAAUAACUUGGCUCUUUAUUCACAAGUUGAGGCUUCGUAUGUUGCCUUCUCCUCGAGUGGUGAAAUGUACGUUAGUGAAACAGCUCAGAAUAGAAUUAGAAAGAUUUCCACAAAUGGAGUAAUUUCAACUAUUGCAGGAACUGGAUUGUUUGGAAUCUCCGAGGAUGGAAGAUUGGCCAUUUCAUCAGAUAUUGCAGCACCUAAAGGAUUGUAUGUCAAUGAAGAGGGUGAAUUAAUCUUUGUCGAAUCUGGAAUUAGUAAGGUGAGAAAAAUUAACAAGAAAGGAUUAUUGGAAACUGUAGCAGGUAAUGGGUUCACUGGCUUCUCUCAAACCUCUGAUCCAAAAACAAGUUCCUUAAAUUCACCUUCCUCAGUUGUUUCUUAUAAGGGACAAACAAUUAUUUCAGAUAGCAAAAACAAUUUUAUUAGAAAGAUUUCAACCAUUGCUAGUCAUCCAUUUGAUGUAAUUGCGGGGGAUGGAUCUGCUCCAUCUCAAACCAAAUCAAAACCUUUCAGUAUUUCACCCACCUCCAUGACAAUUAACAAUGAAGGAAAUGUAUUAUUCUUUAUCGAUUCUUCAUUGAAUAAUGUUAGAAAAUUGGAAGCUUUCUGUGAGAAUGGUCAUGUCUAUUCAAAGAAUGAUACUUGCCUUCCAAUUUGUUAUGGAAAGAUCAAACUGUUGAGUGGAAAUGUUUGCAAUAAUAAUGGAGAAUGUCUUUCACCAGAUUUGUGUCAAUGUUAUGACUCGUCUCGAUAUACAGGUUUCGAAUGUGAAAUACCAGUUUGUUAUGGAGAAGCUUCUAAUAGUUCCAGUGUUUGCACAAAUGGAAGAGGUAACUGCACAGCUCCAAAUACUUGCAUUUGUAAAGAAGGAUAUACUUCCUCAAUGUGUCAAACGCCAAUUUGUUUCAGAAAGAUUCUUGACGGGGCUUGUGGUGGUUCAGUAAGAGGAAGUUGCCUUGACAAGAAUCAAUGUUCUUGUAAUACUGGAUAUACUGGUUUAGAAUGUGAAUUAAUGACAUGUUUUGGAAGGAAUGAAAAAGAGGCAGACGUUUGUAAUGGAAGAGGCAGUUGUUCACUUCCAAAUCAAUGCACCUGUCAAUUUGGUUAUUCAGGUGAACAAUGUCAACAUUCUGAUGAACUGUGGGCUCUUAUUGGUGCUUUAAUAGGUGUUGCAGUUCUUGUCUUUUGCAUUGGUGGUUCACUUUUCAUUAUUAUUGGUCUAUUCAGAAAGUAUUAUGUUCAGAGAAAGAUCAUUAAAACUGAUCAAUUUGUUACUGAUAACAUGCUUGAACUGGAAAUUGACAAUGAUGGAAAGAAGAAGGAUGAAGCAGAUUCAUUCUUCAUUUCUAUUAACAAGUUGGAUUUGGGUAAAAUGAAGAAACUUGGUUCUGGUGGCUAUGGAUCAGUUUAUCAAUCUCAAUGGAUUGGAACUGAAGUAGCUAUUAAGGUUUUCGAUUUGAAUAAUAUGAAUAUUGAUGAAAAUGAUUUUAGGUCUGAAGCAACAGUUCUUUCCAGAUUGAGACAUCCAAAUAUUAUUUCCUUCUUUGGAGUUUCUUCUACUCCAACCAAGAGAUAUAUUGUAAUGGAGAAAAUGGAGAGAAGUCUUGAAAAUAUUAUUGCUGAACUCCAAUCUAAUAGAAUGAAAUUGUCAUUGAGUCAAAAGAUGGAUAUUAUGCUUGAUAUCUGCAAAGGAAUCGAAUAUUUACACAAUCUGAAACCAACGAUCGUGCACAGAGAUUUGAAACCUGCCAAUAUUUUGCAAGAUGUUCAUGGAGUGAGCAAGUUGUGUGAUUUUGGUUUGUCCAGACUCUUGAAUAAGCAAAACAACACGCAAAUUACAAAUCAAAUUGGAACUUUUUAUUAUAUGAGUCCUGAAUCAUUUGGUGAAAUUGAAAGGCAAUUGUUAACUGCUGUUGACAUUUAUAGUUUGUCAAUAAUCAUGUGGCAAAUUCUAUUUGAAAUUAUGGAUCCUUAUUAUUAUACGAAUCCAUUGAUAUUAAACAAGUUGAAUCUUGAACAACCAGUUCAAUAUCAAAAUUUAUUAAGCCAACUGCUUCCAAAGAUUGCAUCUGGACAUCGUCCACUCAUUCCAUUCGAAACUUUGGAAGAUUGUCAAUCUUGGUGUGAAAUGAAAAAGGCCUAUUCACUCCAAGAAAGUACAGUAAUCUACCAAUUACUUGAUUUAAUUAAGAAGGGAUGGGAAACUAAUCCUUCUCAAAGACCUUCUAUUCACCACUUUAAUGAAAUUCUUUCUCUAUUGAAAAAUUCACUCAAAAAUUAA